Messenger RNA from Trifolium pratense (red clover), 1950 nucleotides. Its product is annotated as proline--tRNA ligase, cytoplasmic-like. Gene Ontology annotation, biological process: prolyl-tRNA aminoacylation. Gene Ontology annotation, molecular function: ATP binding; proline-tRNA ligase activity. The coding region runs from base 146 to 1660 and encodes 504 amino acids. NCBI's taxonomy places the organism in Eukaryota, Viridiplantae, Streptophyta, Magnoliopsida, Fabales, Fabaceae. Gene Ontology annotation, cellular component: cytoplasm; aminoacyl-tRNA synthetase multienzyme complex. The record is from RefSeq and is a predicted model, not a curated record. The transcript has 14 exons.
CAAACACAAAUACGCGCGCUUCUUUCUUUUCCAUAGCUGCUGCUUGCUUCUCUUCUCUUCUCCUUCCUCUCUCCCGUCGCAGAACCUCCCUCUUCAGGAAGAAAAAAGAAAGAGUAAUCCGAAUCGGAAACGACUGUUGUUUACAAUGGCAGGGACUGAAGUGGAAAAUGGUGGGAACAAGGAAUUGAAGGAAGAGACUAGCUUGGGACUCACCUAUCGGAAGGCUGAAAACUUCGAUGAGUGGUAUUCCGAGGUUGUCGUUAGUGCGGAAUUGAUUGAGCACUAUGAUAUUUCUGGUUUAUAUAUUCUGAGGCCUUUGGCAGUGGAAAUAUGGGAAACUUUGCAAGCUUUUUUUGAUUCUGAAAUAAAGAAGAUGAAAGUCGAGAACUGCUACUUUCCUACAUUUGUGCUGGAAAGUCACUUAAAAAAGGAGGAGGACCAUUAUAAUGGUUUCUCACAAGAGGUUGCUUGGGUGACAAAGUCUGGAAAAUCUGAUUUGGAAACACAUCUUGCUCUGCGUCCUAGUAGUGAAACUAUAAUGUAUUCCUACUUCUCUAAGUGGAUAAGGGGACAUCGUGACUUGCCUCUGAAACUUAAUCAAUGGUGCAAUGCUGUUAGAUGGGCGGUCGGAGAUCCCACACCAUUCAUCAGGAGUCGUGAGUUUCUUUGGCAAGAAGGACACAGUGCUUUUGCAACAGAGGAUGAAGCACAUGCAGAGGCACUUGAGAUACUGGAAUUAUACAGGCGUAUAUACGAAGAGUAUUUAGCCGUUCCUGUCAUAAAGGGUACAAAAAGUGAAGUUGAUACAUUUGGCGGUGCAAUUUACACCAACACUGUCGAGGCAUUUAUCCCAAACACUGGUUGUGGGAUACAAGGGGCAACCACUCAUUGUUUGGGUCAAAAGUUUGCUUCAAAGUUUGAGUUAAACUUUGAAGACAAGAAGGGAGAUAAAGCAAUGGUUUGGCAGAACUCAUGGGGCUAUUCUACUCGAACUAUUGGAGUGACAGUGAUGGUUCAUGGUGAUGACAAAGGGUUGGUGCUACCUCCUAAAGUAGCAUCAACUCAAGUCAUUGUGAUCCCAGUGCCUUACAAAGAUGCCGACACUCAAGAAGUCUACGACACUUGUAAAACAACUGUGAAUAUGUUGUGUGAAGCAAAAAUUCGUGCUGAGUUAGAUUCUAGAGAUUACCUUUCUCUUGAAAGGAAAUCUUCUGAAUGGGAGAUGAAAGGGGUUCCUCUAAGAAUUGAGAUUGGGUCAAACGAUUUAGCAGAUGAACAGGUUUGUGUUGUUCAACGUCAUAAUGGAGCAAAAAUGGGCAUUGCUGCUAAUGCUGAUUUAGUUGAAGAAAUAAAAAAGAUGCUCAAUAAUAUUCAACAAAAUAUGUUCGAUGUUGCAAAGCGAAAACAAGAUGAAUGUAUUCAAGUCAUACAAACAUGGGAUGAGUUUGUAGAAGCUUUGCAUCAAAGAAAGAUUAUCUUAGCUCCUUGGUGCGACGACAAGGUGGUGGAAUUAGAUGUCAAAGAAAAGACUGAGAAUGAGAUGGGAGCAGUUAAGAUUCUUUGCAGUCCCUUUGAUCAGCCAAAACUCCUAGAAGGAACCAAGUGCUUUGCAUCGGGUAAGCCUGCAAAGAAGUGGACAUACUGGGGCCGAAGUUACUAGGUGCUGCAUUGCAAAGAAAUGGACAUACUGGGGCCGAAGUUACUAGGCGCUGCAUUGCAAAGAAGUGGACAUACUGGGGCCGAAGUUACUAGGCGCUGCGUUGCAAAGAAUUGAUGAUUUAUGUUGUCUAACAAAUUACUAAAUUGCUUUAGCUUCAUGUAUAAAACUUUAGUUUUAUUUUUUAAGUAGCUUUAGCAUGUUCUCACACAGUUUUUUUUUUACCAACUCAUAGUCUUGACCCAAUGAUGAUUCAUUGAACCAAUUGAACAAAAAUUCAUAACUUUCGCCAA